GUUUACAAUAUGAGAAGUGGACGGACCUGACAUAAUAUAUGGUGAAGAAAGAAGAAGAUGAAGAAUUUAAACAGUGCUGAUUACACGCACUCUUUGCCACAUGAUUAGAGUUACAAGCCCCUCCCCUCUCCUGCCGGGGCGGGAUCUGACGGGUCCGGACACGCCCUGAUGUCCCGGUGACAGCACGGACAAGAUGGCGGCCAGCUGGGAAGUGAAGUGAGGAUGUCAACAUCAUUUCUUCAGUUCAAACAAGUCGGGAUUUUCACCACCCACCUCCUCGAUCAUUCCGCGAUAUAGUUCAUGUUCUGUGCAUCUGUUUUAGGAGCCGAAACCGGGGCAUUUUGACGCAAACGCGCGCAUGUUUUUGCGCUAUGGUUUGGAAAUCCGUUUGCGCAAAGAGGACCAUCAACUCUUGACGAGCGAUCUGGCCUGCAUGAACCUCCAAAACCCACUCCAGGAGUCAUCAAAAGAGCGUUUCAACAUCCGAUCGCACGCUACAUCGACUGAAACUCCGCGAUCAGUCCGAUCGACACUGUUUUGAUUGGUGUUUGCGGUGAUUUCCGCGAGGAAGAGCAGCAGUUCUCAUUAAAGCUGCGGAAGUGGAGGAGAGGUUUUCACGCCAGUCAUCUUUCAGAUGCACUUUCUGUCCUCCCGUGGAUGCUCUUCGCUCCAUUAUCCAGCUGUAAAAUAUCUAAGACCGCAUUAAACUCGGGCAAACGGGAUCCAGGGGUGCAUUAGCUGUAUUUUUUCCGGAAACAGUGUUUUUUUUUGCUGACUUGCUGGCCAGUUUUAGUGGUUAAAGUGACGCCAUGGCUCAUUCUCCAGUGCAGGGCAGUCUGCCUGGGAUGCAGAAUUUAAAAGCAGAUCCUGAGGAGUUGUUCACUAAGCUGGAGAGAAUCGGUAAGGGUUCAUUCGGAGAGGUGUUUAAGGGCAUCGACAAUCGCACGCAGAAAGUUGUGGCCAUCAAGAUCAUUGAUUUGGAAGAGGCUGAAGAUGAGAUUGAAGACAUUCAGCAGGAAAUCACAGUGUUAAGCCAGUGCGACAGUCCCUUUGUCACCAAAUACUACGGUUCCUACCUAAAGGACACAAAGUUAUGGAUCAUCAUGGAGUAUUUAGGUGGUGGAUCUGCCUUGGAUUUGCUGGAGCCUGGUGCUUUAGACGAAACGCAGAUCGCCACCAUCCUGAGAGAGAUCUUGAAAGGCCUGGAGUAUCUACACUCUGAGAAGAAGAUCCACAGAGACAUCAAAGCUGCAAAUGUAUUAUUGUCAGAGCAAGGGGAAGUGAAGUUGGCAGAUUUUGGUGUGGCCGGUCAGCUCACAGACACGCAGAUCAAACGCAACACGUUUGUGGGCACACCCUUCUGGAUGGCCCCAGAGGUCAUCAAACAGUCUGCCUAUGACUCAAAGGCUGACAUUUGGUCAUUGGGCAUCACGGCGAUUGAGCUGGCUAAAGGAGAGCCGCCCCACUCCGAUCUGCACCCCAUGAAGGUGCUGUUCCUCAUUCCAAAGAACAACCCCCCUACACUGGAGGGCAGCUACUGCAAACCUCUGAAAGAGUUUGUUGAGGCCUGUCUAAACAAAGAGCCCAGUUUUAGACCGACAGCCAAAGAGUUGCUGAAACACAAGCUCAUCGUGCGCUAUGCGAAGAAAACUUCCUAUCUGACAGAGCUCAUCGACAGAUACAAGCGCUGGAAGGCCGAACAGUCCCGAGCAGAGUCCAGCUCCGAUGAGUCUGACUCGGAACCGGAUGGCCAGGCGUCUGGUGGGAAUGACUUUGGCAGUGAUGACUGGAUCUUCACCAUUCGAGAGAAAGACCCCAAAAAGCUGCAGAACGGGGCCAGUCCAACAGGAGAGGAGGAACCCAAUAAGAGGCCUCUGUCCCAGAGUCUGUCCACUGUCAUCACUCCAGUCUUAACUGAGCUGAAGGAAGGGGCGGGAGAUGCUGCAGCAGCGACGGUAAAGCCUGAGGUUCUGGAGCAGCUCGGAGAGGCCAUUUUUCUCGCCGAGGAGGCAUAUCCAGGGAUCUCAGAUGUCAUGGUCACCCAACUUAUUCAAAGGCUACAACGGUUCUCUAGGGGAAGAACAUCAUCCUCAUCGCACCAGUGAUUAUUCCAUUAGCCUGUCCGUCUCUCUUCAGUCCCGCCCCCCCCGGCAUCAGCUCAGCGAAUCCUGACACCAGCAGACUCUGUGACGUCUACCCUGGAGGACCAACUGUCCUUCACUAGCUUAUCAAGAGAACUUCUCAAACUCCUCAAGCUUCCCCUAGUUUCACUUUUCUUUUAUAAUCUCCUGGAACACUUUGGAGUGUGAGCGUAUGUGUGUGCGCGUGUGUAUGCGUAAUAGUGCGUUUGUAAUGGAGAGCGCUUAAGCAAUGGACAAAACGUAGAUGUAACUCCUUUGGCUAAGCACAGAGCGAGAUGGAGGCAGGUCGUUUUGCGUUAUUGUACCCGAGCUUUUGGAAGAAUGCAUUAAGUGUAUGCCAUCACAGGGCGAGGAGCCCGGCCCAUCGCCGCCGCCUCCACCCUAAACAAAAUACAAGAUAGUGUGCAUGACUCUGAACAAAAUGCAUGUGUGAAGACGGAUGUCUGUCGGAUUGUGUGUGCGCAUCCGAGCCCUGGUGUGAAGGAGAUUGCAGUUCUCACGCUGAAAUCUCAGGUAAUCUGCCACGAGCAGACCAGUCAUCCAGGAAGACAGAGGGCGCUAUGUUUGGAUUUGUGUACAGAUCUGUGUAUAUAGUCUCAAUUUUACAGACCUUUAAAAGAGAUGAUGGAUUUUUGCAAAUGAAUCACUGUGUACAGAUGGCCAAGAGCUUCUGUAGAUAUUGUUAGAAACAAAAGAAAGGUAAAUAUUUAAAAAUCAAGCCUCUGAAAUGGCCAUUACUGAAAUGCCUUGCCUUUUUAUCAAAUGUACAUUUUUG
Molecule: messenger RNA, 2916 nt
Organism: Onychostoma macrolepis
Lineage: Eukaryota; Metazoa; Chordata; Actinopteri; Cypriniformes; Cyprinidae
Gene: stk24b
Product: serine/threonine kinase 24b (STE20 homolog, yeast)
Exons: 11
Coding region: 810-2105 (431 amino acids)
Biological process (GO): protein phosphorylation
Molecular function (GO): protein kinase activity; ATP binding
Source: RefSeq, a predicted model, not a curated record